AUGUUAACUUAUAACUUCAAAAUUCUGCUCGGAAGCGAAGCUGCACUUCGCAAACACAAGCCUGAUUUGGAAUUUGAAAAACUGGACAAGCUGUGGGCCAAGAUAGAGGGUGAAGUAGAAAAUAUAAAGAAGCAGCCAUUUGACGAUAUUCAUACAGAACCGACGAACACUGCUCAGAAACCCGGAAAUCGUACAAAAAGAGCUGUUUCUGAUACAAAAACUUUGCACCGCACAAUUGUUAGUGAGUCGAUUGUUUCAAAAGAGCCAGUGACAAACUUUGGUCCUAGUUUUUGUCAGGACAUUUUAAAAUCAGUCACAGAAUGGAAUUUUUGCGAGCGGUUCUUCGUUGAUGACUCUCAAUGUAAAGAGUCAUGCGCGUCCAAUGAUGAAAAAAGUUUCUGCACCGAUGUCAAAGACAGAGAGAUCAAGCUGCAAAUAGUGUUGGAGGAUUUCCAAAACUAUCAAGAAGAGUACCGAAAGCAAGCUGAUCUUGUAAUAAGACAGCACUGUUGGGUGAAAAUAUUCACGAGCACAAUGAAACUUAAGUUACACGAGCGAGACGACAGAAAAAUUCUCAUAGACUCAAUCGAGAUCGACCCCUCAAGAUACGACAAAACGAAGCCCUGGUUAUUCAAUGACGUACAGGUUAAUCUCUCCUUGAAGCAGAGUGGCGGUGACCCCAAGUACUAUAUCAAGCAUCAAAAACUGAGGAUAUUUGAGCCUGUCAAUCUACUGAACACAUUCAGCGUCAACGCAAUUCAGCCAUUUGCGAAUGCACUUAUUAACCAAUUGAACGCCAAGUACAUUGAAAUACACCCCAUUACAGAGCUAUAAAUGUUUAUUUUCAUUGAUAUGUAC
This is a messenger RNA of Symsagittifera roscoffensis, 858 nucleotides long. RefSeq lists its product as uncharacterized. Bases 1 to 834 code for a protein of 277 amino acids. Lineage: Eukaryota; Metazoa; Xenacoelomorpha; Acoela; Convolutidae. The record is from RefSeq and is a predicted model, not a curated record. The transcript has 4 exons.